Molecule: messenger RNA, 4433 nt
Organism: Rhinolophus ferrumequinum (greater horseshoe bat)
Lineage: Eukaryota; Metazoa; Chordata; Mammalia; Chiroptera; Rhinolophidae
Gene: SLC44A5
Product: solute carrier family 44 member 5
Exons: 22
Coding region: 15-2156 (713 amino acids)
Biological process (GO): transmembrane transport
Cellular component (GO): membrane
Molecular function (GO): transmembrane transporter activity
Source: RefSeq, a predicted model, not a curated record
GGCAGGGGCAGAAGAUGGCCAAGAAGAGAAAGCCCCCCAACAUCAAGGGUGAUCCAAGGACAUUUGAUCCAGAUUUCAAAGGACCUGUUGUCAACAGGAGUUGUACAGACGUUCUGUGCUUCAUAAUCUUCAUACUGUUCAUUAUUGGCUACAUUAUUUUAGGACUUAUAGCCUGGGUACAUGGCGACCCCAGGAGAGUGGCUUACCCUACAGACAGCCAGGGCCACUUUUGUGGCCAGAAGGGCACCCCCAAUGAGAACAAGAGCAUUUUGUUUUAUUUUAACCUCUUCAGCUGUACUAGUCCCUCUGUGAUGGUAAACCUACAGUGCCCUACUACCCAGAUCUGUGUAUCCAAGUGCCCAGAAAAAUUUUUAACCUAUGUAGAAACGCAGUUUCCAUCCAAAAAAGACAAAAACUCUUGGACAUACUAUAGCCAGUUCUGCAAGUCACCUUUUCCUAAGCCUGACAGGUCUCUCUCACAAAUUUUAAUGGAUGAUGAUUGUCCAGCAGCGAUUUUUCCAAGCAAACCUUUUCUCCAGAGAUGUUUCCCUGACUUCUCUACUGAAAAUGGCACUUUAACGGUAGGAAAUAAGACAAUGUUCGAAGAUGGGAAGGGAAAGACAAGAAAUGCUGUAGAACUCAGGGAAGCUGCAAAUCAUAUCAAUAAAAUCCUUGAUGCAAAGUCACUUGGAAUGAGACUGUUUGAAGACUAUGCAACAACUUGGUAUUGGAUUCUCAUGGGCCUGAUAAUCGCCAUGCUCCUCAGUUGGAUUUUUCUGAUACUCCUGAGGUUCACAGCUGGAUUCCUCUUCUGGGUCUUUAUGUCGGGUGUGAUCGGAGUUAUAGGUUAUGGAAUAUGGCACUGUUACAAGGAAUACAACAGUCUUCGGGGACACCAAAAUUCUCACUUGACUAUAUAUGACAUCGGGAUUCAGACUGAUAUAAGCAUGUACUUGCAACUAAGACAAACAUGGUUGACAUUUAUGAUCAUCCUCUGCAUCCUUGAAGCGCUUGUCAUCCUAACGCUGAUCUUCCUUAGGAACCGAAUCCGCAUCUCCAUUGCCCUGCUGAAGGAAGGGAGCAAAGCCAUCAGAUAUGUUCCUGCUACAUUAAUUUAUCCAGUUUUAACUUUCAUUUUCCUCUCAAUCUGCAUUUGCUACUGGGCCGUGAUAGCAGUUUACUUGGCUACAUCAGGAGUACCCAUAUAUAAAAUCAUAGCCCCAGCAGGGCAAUGUAAACAUGAAAAUAAAACCUGUGACCCAGAGAUUUUUAAUACAACUGAAAUUUCCAAAGCUUGCCCUGGGGCUCAGUGUAUCUUUGCUUUCUAUGGUGGAAAGAGCAUGUACCAUCAAUACAUCCCUACCUUGCAGAUAUUCAAUCUAUUUGUCUUUCUCUGGCUUAUAAACUUUGUCUUUGCAUUGGGUCAGUGUACCCUUGCUGGUGCCUUUGCUUCUUAUUACUGGGCCUUGAAAAAACCUGAAGAUAUCCCACCAUAUCCACUUUAUACUGCAUUUGGACGAGCCAUACGAUAUCACACAGGAUCCCUAGCAUUUGGAUCUUUAAUUCUUGCAUUAAUUCAAAUGUUUAGAAUAGUCCUAGAAUACUUGGACAAACGUUUGAAAGAUUCCCAGAACAACAUCUCUAAAUUUCUACAAUGCUGCCUGAAAUGCUGUUUCUGGUGUUUGGAAAAAGCAGUAAAGUUUUUGAACAGAAAUGCCUAUGUUAUGAUUGCAAUAUAUGGCAAAAACUUCUGCAGAUCAGCAAGAGAUGCUUUCAAUCUGCUGAUAAGAAAUGUUUUAAAAGUUGCAGUUAUGGAUAAAGUUACAGACUUUGUACUAAUCCUGGGGAAGAUGCUAGUUACUGGGUGUAUAGGUGUCCUGGCCUUUUUACUCUUCACAGAAAGACUCCCAAUACUUAUAGAAGGACCAUCUUUAAAUUACUACUGGGUACCUUUGCUGACAGUCGUUAUUGGAUCUUACCUAGUUGCACAUGGGUUCUUCAGCGUCUAUGCAAUGUGUAUUGAUACACUUUUCAUCUGCUUCUGUGAAGAUCUGGAAAGAAAUGAUGGAUCUACAGAAAAACCCUACUUCAUAGCCCCUACCCUGCACGGAAUUCUGAACAAGAAGCAACUAGUUCCCCAGAAGCAGAAAGAGUAGAAAAGCUCCAAACAGUGCCAUUCAUUUUUUAGUAGAAAUUUUAUAAAUUAGGUCAUUUGUAAUUUGAAAACGGUGCUUUUGAGUAAUGUGAAUUUUCUGUGCUUAUUACUAAAAAGCCAGAACCUGGUACCAUCUGAGGUGUCAGGCAUUUGAUAACAGUAACUUCUGUGACCUAGGAUACUUCACAGACUGACUGUGGUCCCAGCUGAAGAGCAAAGUGUAAACAUCAAACAUUUGUGUAAAGUCUAUAGCCAAAAGUGUUUUAAAAACUUUUAUAACUCAGCAUGCUGUUUUCACAUUACAGCACUCUGAUAGCCUUUUUUUUUUAUACAUGUAUAUUUGUAAAGGAUAUUCAGGCAAUUUUUGAAAGUGCUAUAAAUGUAUAAUCAAUUAGCCAUACAAAGAUUGAUUUAUAGUUAACCCGCAUAUGAUACUAAAUUUGUAAAUAUGGUGCUAUGGUUAUAUUUAUACUGUUCAAGCUAGUGGACAACUCUCUAAACUGUGAUUAAACCUGUAUUAAUGGUUCCCUAGGAAGUAUAUUUCAGUAAGUGAUUCAAGUCCAUAACAUAUAGAUGUUAAUGUUAUACAGGUUCCAUAGAGAACAUUACUGGGUGAAAAUUACUGUGGAACCUUCAUAGCCCAUUUAUUUUAGUAAAAUUAUAUUUAUAGUGAAUUUGAAUCUGAGUUCUCGAAUGUCAUUUUCAAUGAUAUGGACCUCUGGCCACCAUGAAAAUAUUCUAAAGAAAACUAAAAUGGCUCAUAACUCAUGCCUUUGGUCUCUAAUCCAAAUGGAGGCAGAUUCCUAUUUUCCUAUUCCCACCACAUAGAAAAUUGGAAUGGUUUUGUUUCAGAAGAGUGAUUAUAUCUUUUCAUCAGCAUACAUGGUUUUCUAGAUUAAAGAGAUUGUGUGGCUUUGUUUUACAAAAAGUUUCAUUUUAGCCCAACUUUCAGGGAGGGACAAGAAAAGAUAAGACAUUUCUGACUUUACUUUAAGGAAAUAUACUAUGAGCCCUCCAUGGGUAACUUAUCUGGCACCUUUACAAGGGGCAUACUGUCGGUUAGGAAAUCUAUCACUCGAGGCUUUAGGAAGACUAUUCUUGCUGUAUUCCAGCCCUGCUGGCCCCAGCAACAAGCUGGUUUCUGGAGCCAUGCCUACGUCUUUUGCAUGGCGGAGCAAAGCAUGAACUUUUCCUACUCAUCCCCUGUGUGCAAGUGCAUAUGAUAUGGCUGACAGUGUAAAAAUGUACCCCAAAAGGAGCAUUGAAUCAAGUAGUAUCCUUUUGGCUUUUACACUAAGCUUAUAUGUAGGGAUUAUUUAUGUGUUGACAGAAAAGAACAUGUUGAUCUAACAUUUUCUGAAUAUGAUCCAUGUGUCCAAGAAGAGAGUCAGAAAUGUAUCAUAGUGUUACAAAUUAAUAUAAGUACCAAUUUAUUUAAUGAUCCUAAAGUGUGGAAACCUAGAUCUAGACUGACUCCAUGGCAGCUUAAUCACAAGAAGCCAACAAAUAAGGAAGAUUUUUGAAAUGUGGAUCCUUAACAAUGGCCAACAUCUUGUUCUUGGCUUACUUUCUUGAGAUUAUUGUAGUCAAAAGUGUGAACUGGCUUCACAUCUUGACAAAGGGCCUUCUUCACACUUAUUCUCUUUGAAGAAUAAUUCAGAGAAGAAUGAUAACCUAUCUUUCUAGAUGGUUAUUUUAUUAUUCAGCGAUACAGGGGUUACAACAAAGAUCUAGUAGAAUAGUUACCUCUGUCUAAAGUGUUAAAAAAUUAUAAGGAAUAAGUCCCCUUUGGGAGUAGUUGGAAAAGUUCAUAAUGAUGAAACAAAACAAUUUUUAAUUUUUUUGUAUGUGUCAGAAUCACUCUGAGAACUUGUUAUAAAUAUCGGUGCUUAUGCCCAACCCCGAGAUUCUGACACUGUGUUUGGGUGUGGGGUAGCUUGUCAAUUAUUAUGGAGUUAUUUAGUUGAUUCUGAUACACAUAAAAGUUGAAAAUCAUUUGAAUGAAAUGUAAUCGACACGUGAGAAACUAGUUGCCUAUUUUCUCAUAUUCUUGGAUGUACUUAGAGUUAGAAAAUUGAAAAAGACAGAAGAGAUUAAUUUGGAGACUUCUAACAAUUGUAACUUCUGUAUUUUAGAUUGUUGGUAAUAGAUGAGGCCCAUGUAUUAAAUGUUUGACAUUAUAUUUGCCAAUUAGACCAGAAAAUUCUCUAGAGCAAAAGUUUUCAAUGAACUAUAUGCAAGUACAUUCUAAACUUGGCUAUAUUUUAAAGAUAUAAGC